AUGGCUGCCUUUCAGCCGUUCAAAGGACACACUGGCGCUAUUCAUUGUCUCGAAUACUCCCCCGACGGCGCGUUCCUUGCCACCGGAUCUGCCGACAGGACCAUACGUAUAUGGAACGCGACAACGGGCCAUCAAGUCGGGCUGCCGUUAGAAGGGCAUACUGGCUUUGUGUCUGCCAUCGACUACUCUCCUACCGGAAAUCAGCUAGUCAGCGGCUCCUAUGAUAGAUCUCUUCGUGUAUGGGACACAAAUACCCACAAAACGAUCAUAGGCUCAGUUAAACGCCACACAGAUUCGAUUUCUGCUGUAAAGUACUCGCCGGACGGCGCCUUUUUUGCAAGCGGAGGUUCCGACGGCCUUUUCCGGCUUUGGAAUGCCGGCACUGUUGAUUGCAUUAGAACAUUCGAGUACCCCAACUACGUCAACUCGAUCUCGUUCUCCCCUGACAAUAACCAUGUUGCGGCAGUCUGUAAUGAUUCCCUCGUCCGUUUUUUCUCCGUCAAUCCACCUCAGCUCUUACGCGAGCUUUCCGGACACAGUGACCGCAAAAUAAACCACGCCAUAGCCGCUCAUUACUCUCCUGACGGGUUACUCAUAGCCAGCGCGUCGGAUGAUUUUACUAUUCGCCUAUGGAGCGCACUUACUGAAAAGCUGACCCUGCAUCCUUUGCGCGGUCACACUGGCUCCAUAGCUGCCCUAUCGUUCUCGUCCGAUGGGCAACGGCUAUUCAGCUGUUCAGAAGACAAGUCCAUUCGGAUCUGGAAUGUUAAAUCAGGCACAUGCGUCUCAGGGCCGCUGUAUAGACAUGGAGGGCAAGUGGAUAGUAUUUGUUGUUCUCCAGAUCAAAGUCAUUUUGCUUCCUGUAACUCGGGUGGUGUACGCGUUUGGAUGGUACUGCCGAAAGUAAGCCAUCUACGUAUGUCUAUGUCUCUGCGUAUUUUACAAAGACCUUCUGUAGUUAACGUAUGA
Messenger RNA from Coniophora puteana RWD-64-598 SS2, 969 nucleotides. RefSeq names its product WD40 repeat-like protein. The transcript has a single exon. Gene Ontology annotation, molecular function: protein binding; U3 snoRNA binding. Gene Ontology annotation, biological process: endonucleolytic cleavage to generate mature 5'-end of SSU-rRNA from (SSU-rRNA, 5.8S rRNA, LSU-rRNA); endonucleolytic cleavage in 5'-ETS of tricistronic rRNA transcript (SSU-rRNA, 5.8S rRNA, LSU-rRNA). Lineage: Eukaryota; Fungi; Basidiomycota; Agaricomycetes; Boletales; Coniophoraceae. Bases 1 to 969 code for a protein of 322 amino acids. Gene Ontology annotation, cellular component: nucleolus; 90S preribosome. The record is from RefSeq and is a predicted model, not a curated record.